AUCUUUCUUUUCUCCAUCUAACCACCCUCUCUUUACUACUACGAAACUCUCUUCUUCUUAUCCCCAUUUUCCUCCACACUCUUCUAUGCUCAAAGCACUUCUCCACUAUUCAGCUACCCGUACUGUUAAGUUCUCCUCGUUGAUACGGAGAGACUGCCCUUGUCCAAGCUCCUUCUUGGCCUCAUUUUGUCGGCCUUUACCUUUCUUGAUCGUUUUCCCUCGCUCUGUCGUUGCUUGUUUUCACAGGCACACGGUCGUCGCUAUGGCUGAACGUCCUACAGAAACCACGUCCACUUCUCACAAGUACACCAAUCGUCUUGCUGCUGAGCACAGCCCUUAUCUCCUCCAACAUGCCCAUAACCCGGUUGAUUGGUAUCCGUGGGGGGAAGAAGCUUUCGCUGAAGCGCGCAAAAGAGACGUGCCCAUCUUUUUAUCGAUUGGAUACAGCACCUGCCAUUGGUGUCAUGUUAUGGAGGUGGAAUCUUUUGAGGAUGAAGGAGUCGCCAAAUUGUUGAAUGAUUGGUUUGUUAGUAUUAAGGUCGAUCGAGAGGAAAGACCCGACGUUGAUAAGGUUUAUAUGACAUUCGUGCAAGCAUUAUAUGGUGGUGGAGGAUGGCCACUUAGCGUCUUCCUUUCACCUGAUUUGAAACCUUUGAUGGGUGGGACUUACUUCCCCCCAGAUGAUAAUUAUGGAAGACCAGGAUUUAAGACCAUACUCAGAAAGGUGAAGGAUGCUUGGGACAACAAGAGAGAUAUGCUUACUAAGAGUGGAGCCUUUGCUAUUGAGCAGCUAUCUGAAGCAUUAUCAGCAAGUGCAAGUACAAACAAAUUGCCAGAUGGACUUCCACAAAAUGCUUUGCAAUUAUGUGCAGAGCAAUUUUCUCAAAGUUAUGAUUCCAGGUAUGGUGGAUUUGGAUCUGCUCCAAAGUUUCCGAGACCAGUUGAGAUCCAACUGAUGCUUUACCAUUCAAAAAAAUUGGAGGAUACUGGGAAACAGGGUGAAGCAAAGGAAGGUCAGAAGAUGGUUUUCUUUAGCUUGCAAUGCAUGGCAAAAGGAGGCAUUCAUGAUCACAUUGGAGGUGGCUUUCACAGAUAUAGUGUGGAUGAACGAUGGCAUGUUCCUCAUUUUGAGAAAAUGCUGUAUGAUCAAGGGCAACUUGCUAAUGUUUACUCGGAUGCUUUCUCCAUUACCAAUGAUGUCUUCUAUUCACUUGUAUCCCGGGAUGUUCUUGAUUAUUUGAGGAGAGAGAUGAUAGGACCAGAGGGUGAAAUCUUUUCAGCAGAGGAUGCUGACAGUGCUGAGCAUGAAGGUGCUAAAGAGAAAAAGGAGGGAGCCUUUUAUGUAUGGACCAGUAAAGAGAUUGAUGACAUCCUUGGAGGGCAUGCAACACUUUUUAAGGAUCAUUAUUACAUAAAGCUGCUGGGAAAUUGUGACCUUUCUAGGAUGAGUGAUCCUCAUAAUGAAUUUAAGGGGAAAAAUGUGCUUAUUGAAUUAAAUGAUACCUCGGCAUUGGCAUCAAAACUUGGCUUGCCCAUCUCAAAAUAUCUUGAUAUUCUGGGUGAAUGUAAGCAAAAGCUUUUUGAUGUGAGAUCAAAACGUCCUAGGCCACAUUUGGAUGAUAAGGUAAUUGUAUCAUGGAAUGGGCUUGCAAUUUCAUCUUUUGCAAGAGCUUCUAAGAUUCUCAAGCGAGAAACUGAUGGCACAAAAUACCACUUUCCUAUUGUUGGCUGUGAUCCCAAGGAGUACUUAGAAGUCGCAGAGAAGGCAGCAACAUUUAUCAGAAGACAUCUUUAUAAUGAACAAACAUGCAGGCUACAGCACAGCUUUAGGAAUGGUCCAUCUAAAGCACCUGGGUUCUUGGAUGAUUACGCUUUUCUUAUUUCUGGGCUGCUGGAUCUUUACGAGUUUGGUGGUGGAAUCUACUGGCUAGUGUGGGCAACUGAAUUACAGAAUACACAGGAUGAAAUAUUUCUUGAUAGAGAGGGAGGAGGCUAUUUUAAUACCCCAGGGGAAGACCCUUCAGUUCUCCUCCGAGUAAAGGAGGAUCACGAUGGAGCAGAGCCCUCUGGAAACUCUGUUUCUGCAAUUAAUCUUAUAAGAUUGGCUUCUAUGGUGGCUGGGAGUAAAUCUGAUUAUUACAGGCAGAAUGCAGAGCAUCUGCUGGCGGUUUUCGAGACAAGACUAAAAGACAUGGCUAUGGCAGUUCCUUUGAUGUGUUGUGCAGCAGACUUGAUCUCUGUGCCUUCCCGGAAGCAAGUUGUCUUAGUUGGCCACAGGGAGUCCUUGGAGUUUGAUAAUAUGCUGGCUGCUGCUCAUACAUUAUAUGAUCCCAACAAAACAGUAAUUCAUAUAGAUCCCACUAAAAAUGAAGAAAUGGAAAUUUGGGAAGACAAUAAUAGCAACAUAGCACUCAUGGCAAAGAAUAAUUUUGUUCCAGAUAAGGUGGUGGCUCUGGUCUGUCAAAACUUCACUUGUAGCCCUCCAGUCACCGACCCUAAAGAUCUGGAAGCUUUGCUUUCCAAGAAACCUGCAGCUGUAUGAAGAUCCGAUUGGUACAAGUAUCAAUGGAAAUUGUAGGCAGAUGUUUAUGGUCAUUCUCUCUAGUUGGAAGUAAUGAUGGGGCUAGGGGAUAGAAUUGAUGUAGAUCAUGUACUGUAGUUGAGGUAACUUGGCAGUCCUUUAAUUAAGCAGUAAGUGAUGUGGUUUUGAUUUGAUUUGUGAUAAGUAAGUCCAUAUAGUUCACGUUUUAUAUGUUAACAGAAAUUCUAAUAAGAAUUUAAAAUUUUUUUAUUAUGAAA
Hevea brasiliensis (rubber tree) is the source of this 2799-nucleotide messenger RNA. RefSeq lists its product as uncharacterized. Gene Ontology annotation, biological process: carbohydrate metabolic process. The transcript is spliced from 15 exons. The record is from RefSeq and is a predicted model, not a curated record. The coding region runs from base 86 to 2542 and encodes 818 amino acids. Gene Ontology annotation, cellular component: chloroplast. NCBI's taxonomy places the organism in Eukaryota, Viridiplantae, Streptophyta, Magnoliopsida, Malpighiales, Euphorbiaceae.